Molecule: messenger RNA, 219 nt
Organism: Penicillium soppii
Lineage: Eukaryota; Fungi; Ascomycota; Eurotiomycetes; Eurotiales; Aspergillaceae
Exons: 1
Coding region: 1-219 (72 amino acids)
Source: RefSeq, a predicted model, not a curated record
AUGCCUUCUCCGUGGCCCGCUCUGUCCGACGAUGAGAGCGACACUAGCUCACGUCUGCCCGAGACCUUCUCGAACAACGCUUCCGACUCUGAUUCCUCCACCGCACCUAGCGUCUUCGACUCAAGCAGCGAAUCCGAAUCCGAUUCUGAAGACGAGUCCGAAGAUGAGCUGGCUUCGGAAGAUGAAGAGGAGCAACUUUCACUAGAAUAUUAUCUCUAA